CCGCCCCCAAAUUCUCCCCCACCUGAAUCGCCAACCCCAGAUUAUCCACCCCCCGAUUGUCCUCCCCCCAGUAUGCCGCCACCUGACUCUUUCCCUCCUCCGCAAAACCCGCCUCCUAACGUUUCUCCUCCAGAUUCCCCGCCUCCUCUUUCUGCCAAUCCCCCGCCCCCUAGCCGUCCACCCCCACUUAUCCUCCCACCACCAAACCCUCCCCCAAUGACUUCUCCUAACCCUCCCCCUCCCGCUAACCCUCCUCCUGCUAACCCUCCUCCCCUCCAACCGCCUCCUGCAAGUCCGCCUCCUCCAAACCCGCCGCCUUCAAACCCGCCGCCUUCAGACCCGCCUCCUAUAACUCCCCCUCUCAGCCCCCCUCCAAGUAUUCCCCCUAUUCUGCCCCCACCCCCACGCUUUUCACCCCCUCUUUUCCCUCCUCCCCAGCUCUCGCCGCCGGCUAAGCCGCCCGUUAACCCGCCUCCUAACCCCCCAGCUAAGCCUCCCCCCAGCUCACUCCCUCCUCCCCACCAAGAGCCUCCCCCUCGCGACUGCCCCCCCCUCGAGCCUCCCCCUGCGAAGCCCCCCCCGAGGCCCCCCCCUGGCGCGCCACCGCCAGUAACCCCGAGUGCACUGCUACUGACCUUCAACGCUAGUAACGCGUACCCCUUCCCUUCCUUCACGCCCGAAGGGACCCUGUACUCGCUUUUCUUGCCGAAGGGCCAAACCUCGUUGAAGUUACAAGUGAGCGCGGCCGAUCCCAGUGCGACCAUCACGGCCAUACCCCCGACGGGAACGAUGGCAGCCCUACAGAGUGGCGUGCUGUCGGACAAUCUACAAGUUGCUACUGCGGGCGUGCUUAUCAUUAGCGUCACGUCGUCCGACGGGCUCCGUUCCAAGCUCUACUACUUCCAGGUCGCGUGGCUCCAGGGCGCGGACCCCUCCCUCCAGCUCCUAUACCUCAGCACCGCAUUGCUUAUCCCCCCCUUCUCGCCGACCACCUUCAACUACACCGCCCAACUCAACCAGGGGAGUGCUUCUGUUAUGCUCAUCGCAGUCGCUUCAGACACAGCCGCCACACUCACGCUCGACUCGGGGAAAUCUCAGAGGGGGCAGAUCUCCCAGCAGAUUCUGCCCCCCGCCGUGGUGCGGCUUGUCGUCCAAUCCGAAAACCUGCUGAGCGCCUAUACGUAUACGGUGACGUUGCUGUCGGCCCCGUUGGCGCCCUUGCCGCCGGCAGCCAAUCUUCCGCCGCCACGUGUUGCCCUCAGCCCGCCCCCGCCCCCGCUCACUGUAAUCCGCGCAAAAGUCAUCUUCGUUACUGGAGUCCCUUCUCCGACCCGUGCCACGUCAGCAUCUUUCACGUUCUACGCGAUUGAGGGGGGGACUUCGUGCAGCUUAUGCUCCUUCUACUGCAGCCUGGACCUGGCCCCCUUCAAAACGUGCGCGUUCGACGGGGCGCCCGCUUAUGACCCUUCGCUCCAGCAGCUUAUCUACGCAGUCCCUGUCUCCGGGGUCACGGCGGGAACGCACACGUUCCAGGUGCUCGCGUUAAACGGUAACGGCUUCAGCAGUGCCCCCGCGAGCGUCACGUGGGUGGUCGACACUAACCAUCCCCUAACCACAAUUGUGGCCAACGUUCCCGACCACCGACCGACCAGCGUUCAGAACGUCGUAUUCAAUGUGAGCGUCCGGGACUGGGCGCCGGACGGAGUGACGCUGGUCUCGUGUCCAGAUUGCACAUCACGGUGCCGGAUUGAAGGCGGAGAUUUUGCCCCGUGUCAUCAGGGCGCGCCCAUAAGCUACUCCCUGCAACCGGGGUCGCACACGUUCGCGGCGCAGAGCAUAGACGUGGCCGGCAACGAGGAGAGCCUUCCGGUGACGUUCACGUUUGUGAUCGCGCUCAAUCGUCCGGAAGGUCAGUUCACGGCGACGCCCCCCGUGGUGACAGGAUCGCCGACCGCUCGGUUCACUUUUCGCGGCAAAAUUCUGGGCUCCUACGACCGGUGCACAAACUGUACGUUUACGUGCCAGCUGGACCAGCAACCGGGGCAGGCCUGCCUGCAGGGGACGGCCGGAAUAACUUACAGCAACCUCACCAACGGUGCCCACACCUUCUUCCUCACGACAACCGAUCCCGACGGAAUCCUCAACUCGAAGCUCUCAUACAACUGGACAGCGGUCCUAGUCGGACCAAAAACCGGCAUCUUCUCUUUUCCCCCGACUCCAACCGCACUCCCCAACGCGACUUUCCGGUUUGGCGCCGUCACGCCCGGUCCUUCCUCCCCGGUGUCUUGCCCCGGCUGCCUCUUCUACUGCGCCCUAGACUCCGGCUCCCCCCGGUCAUGCGACCCGGCGACCGGCGUAACCUACGCCCCCCUCUCCGAAGGGCCCCACUCGUUCGCCGUCAAAGCAGUCGACGUGUUCGGCAACGUGGGCGCCUCCGCGGGCUACACGUGGCAGGUCAACUUCAGCCUCCCGCUCGGAAACGUGAUCACCGGCCCCCCCCCGGUGACGAACAGCAGCGCAGCGGUGCUGCGGUUUACGGGCACUCUGAGAGACUUGCCGUGCGGGGGGUGUAGUUAUGAGUGUCAAGUGAACGGGGGGCCGUUUCUGGGCUGCGACGCGGGGAUCCCCCUGAAGUUGCUGGGGCUCCAGCAGGGGCAGCAGUCGUUGGUGGUUAUGGUUACGGACAAUCGGAACGUCACGACGCUGUCCGCACCGUACGAGUGGGUCGUCGACACAAUACCCCCCAACGUCUUAAUAGUUUCCGGUCCGCCCACCACCGCGAGUUCCGGAACUGCCCAGUUCCGCUUCGGAGCAACGGAUCAGAUCAACGGCGGCCUGUCAGACUGCGACACGUGUACAUACCUCUGCUCUUUGGACGCCCAAGCUUACAAACCGUGUCCAAACCCGGUUCUACUGACAGAUCUUAACCCGGUCCUGCUAACGGGUUUAGGCGGGGAGAACUCCCUAACCGUCCACGUGUUGGCCGUUCUAGCCGUCGAUGUGGCCGGUAACGUCGCGUCGGUUGCUGCCAGGUAUACCUGGGUCGUGGACAAACGGCUUCCGGUGAUAGGACUGGUGUCUGGUCCGCGGAACUCGAGCAGUGUAGUCAGCGGAACGGUCGUCUUCUCCGCCCGGGACCAUUCCCCGGGUGCGACAUGUGCCAAUUGCACCGCGCUUUGCGUGCUCGACAGUCAGCCCCCGGUCGCUUGCACCGGGAAGUUCUCAGUCAACGGGACCGUUCUCGAAGUGGACUACGAAUCCCUUGGAGAAGGCCCGCACGCAGUCACGGUCUCCGUCACCGACGAUCUGGGUAACACUGGGAGUUUUGUCUAUUCCUGGGUUAUCGAUCUCAUUUCUCCAAGUGUGGAGAUACUAACCCCGAGAUCACCCACCAGUCAAAAUCCAGUUACAGUAGUCGUCAGAUUCGGUGAACCGUGUCUUGGGGGCGGCGGCUUCACAUGCCGCAGUACAACCUCGUGCGAGCUUGGUGUGAACGGGCAGGCCUUGCCCGACCCAAGCAGUUUCUUCCAAUCCGGGGGGGGCGAAUUCACGCUGAACUUCAUCCCCCUGGGCGAUGGGCCCAUUGUUUUCACGAUCGCAGCGGGCGUUUGCACGGACGCCGCUGGCAAUCCAAACGCUGCCGCGAACGCUUCGGUCUACUUUGAAUCGCACGGGCCGAGGCCGAAUUUGAGACCCGCUCUUGACGCGCUCAGACUUCCUCCCGGGCAGGGGAGAAAUCUUUCGUGGGGCACCAAUAAGUCCCCGGUCGAUUUCUCAGUCACUUUUGAUAGACUGGUAGCAGGCUUUACCGCGGCUGAAGUGUCGGUCGCCGGUGGCAAACUUGCCAAUUUUCGGAGCCAGGCGAGCCUUUUCCCGACCGGAAGCGCCUCCAACUUCAGCGCAAUCCAGGCCGUCGGAUCGACCGCUCUGGUCGUCAUCAACGGCGGCGCGGCCGCGAGCCGCGCGCAGGGCGACAGCUUCUCGUUCCAAGUGUGGCCGGACGGGCCCGGCACAACUUUCAGCGUUUGGGUUCCGUCCAACCGCUGCACGGAUUCCGUCGGAAGCGCGAACGAAGCGUCGGAAACGCUAGAGAUCCUGUACGAUGUAGAGAGUCCCACAGUGGAGCUGAGCGCUUACGACAGCGGUGGCGGCGAUCUGAGUUCGCUGACGUCCUCCGUGCGCACGGCGGCCGUCUUGGUGCGCUUUAGCGAGCGCGUGCUGGCGUCAUACGCCGCCGGAGUGACGUCAGCAAACGGGGCGGUUAUCAAAGGGACGGCGUUCGGUGUCGGCCAGGUUUUGACGGCGGAUUGUAGUGUGACGGGGGUUGAGGCACAGGGUGACGGGCUGGGUUACGUCAUAACGGUGGCGCAAGAUGUCACAGUGACACGUGGCAGUGCGCGCGUGUGGGUGGGCGCGGGCGCGGUGAUGGACUUGGCUGGAAACGCGAACGCGGAGUCCAACGUGCUCGAUGUUGAUUUCGGUUAUUCCGGCUUGCUCGCCACCGCUGGCGGAACUUCGCUCAGCGUAAACUUCUUGACAGCCGCAAUCGCGUCAACGGCCGCCAUUUCCGCCCUCGUCGCCGCCUCGCCCGUCCUUUCCGUUCUGCUCAGCGGAGCGUCCGGCGCCGGAGCCGCCGGAAUCCCGGCCUGGGCCCCCGGCGCGACGAGCUACGUCGUACAGGGAAACUUUUUGGGGUUAGCGUCAACCGUGCAGGGGUUUGCGCUCCUGCGGAAACUGGCCGUGCAGCAGCCGGCUGUGUUUACGGAAGUCGCUAAUCAGCUGGCAUGGACGAAUCUGGAAAGUGGUUCCACCACAUCGAGCGUGCAAUUAACGGCCGGAACUAAUCUGACACCCCCGCCUUCAAGCGCCUCAAAGCGGCGCCUCCUACAAACGAGCACCGCUGGCGCCGCUUAUGUCCAGUUCAACGUGGCAGUUGAAGCACACGCCUUGACAGCUGGACUCCUCUUAUUCCGCGUGCUCCUGGUUCUUUCUGCCGCCACUAUCCUCCGCAUCUCGCUGGGGCUGCUGAUCUCGCGUGGUCUCCGGCGGCCCGUUCCGGCUCCGCUGCACUUCCCUCGUCCGGAACUCGUGGCCGGACUCCUGUCCUUCUCUGCGCUGACGCAAGCGUGCGCGGCGCUGAUGCAAGGUUCCGCGUUGCAGGCGUUCUGUGGCAGCGUGCUGCUCAUGCUGCUCCCUUUCGGCGCAAUCGUGGCUCUUCUGGCGUUUUUGGCGUCCAAAGUAAUCUUGGGUUCAGCGGUGUCGUUCCAGGAGGAGUGGAGGCCUCCUCCGCGCGCCACGUGGCGCCGGCGUAUGCUCGAGGCGUUCGUUGUCACGGAGAGCACUGGCCGGUGGGUCGAUGACCGCGUGAGCGGCCGCCACGUGGCAGCACGCUUUGGCAUCCUCUUCGAAGCGUUCCGGGCGCCCGAAACGACUUUCGUCGUCCGGAAAGAAGUGCCGGGCCGCAAAGUUCGUCAAGAAGUAGAGCGAAGGGUUUCAGCCCGGGAGAGACCAGCACGCGACGGAAGCGGCGACGUCAUCGGCAGCGCCGAAAGACCUGGGAGUGAUGUCGUCUCUGAGAGGGCCCCGGAGAGCGCGAGCGCGCGGCUCGCGCGCUUCGUCGACCCGCUCUGCGCGCUCGCGCGUUUGCUCGCCACAUGUCAUUUGGGGGCGGUGCUGACGAAGAAGCUGAUCUUUGGCGCGUUUCUCGGCGCCGUGGGUGGACACGUGGCGGGCGGGGGGCCGAACAUGACCCAGCUGACGGCUCUUCUGGUCACGUGCCUGGGGUAUCUGGGCUGGCUGCUUAUGGGGAAGCCGUAUAUAAGCCGGGCCUUGCAAGCGGUUGAAAUCGUCGUGGCCCUCCUAGAGCUUCUCACGCUGAGCCUAGCGGUGCAGUCUGGGCGCGAAGAGUUCAAAGGUUCCGCUAAGGACCGGGGCUUGGGAGUACUCAUGCUUGUACUGCAAGUACUGGCGAUCGGAAUACAAAUUUUGUACCAGUGGUGGGCGAGCGUGACGGAGCUCCGGGCGCAGUGGGUGCUAUGGGCGGAGCGGAGAGCGGAACGCGCGGAACGCAUGGAAGGAAGAGUGGUGCUAGAGCAGCAUUUGGCGGUUGGGGGAGCUGAACGGGUGGAACGGACGGGAAGACAAGCGGCCCGAAAGGCACACCGGAAGGACAAAGGAGCGGAAAGAAUAACACGUGCCGAGGAACUCGUUGGUGAAAGGAAGAAGGGGACAGAAAGAAGAGCGGAACGCGCGGAGUGGGCGGAAGGAGACGGAUCCGGAGAGCGACACUUGACGGGAAAGCAAGCGAAACGGACAGCACGGAUUGAAGGGCCAGAAAGGCAGGUUUUGCUAGAACGACCCGUGGUCGGAGCGUCGGUAAAGGCGGGAGCGGAAAGCAGAGACGGGUCGAGAGAAGCAAGGAAGGGAGCCCCGAUGACACGAUCCUGGGCGGAGGAUGGGGCAGAAAGUACUCGGGUGGAGCGCUAUCGGGGCGCCGGGCUGGAUGAAACCGCGACCGGCGCGAGAAACCGGGGCAAGAGUCGGAACGGAGAAGGGCCUUUCAAGGGACCGCGGGAGGAGCGUAAGGUGAUGACGUCCCCCAAGCCGCAGCGGAUGCGGAAGGACGGCGACUCGUACCAGCGGAACUCCGGCCGCGGGCAGGACCUAAAGCGGAGGCCUGCGAGAGCGGAACGGCGCCCCGGAACGGGGGGGCUGGGAGAGAGCCGGCCGGCGGUGCGCUGGCCCCCGCGUUUGGAAACAGACGGGGGCCGCUCAGCGGAUCCGCCGGAACGGAGCGGAACGGGGUCGAAUGACUCUGCGCCUGACCGGACGCAAGCGAUGCGAGCCCCGACCGCCAGUCUGUUGCGGCUGGCCAGCGGCCGGGCGUUGAGAGGAUCCUCCAGCAUGCGCUGGUUCGUCGUAAACGAAGAGAAUGAACAGGGGGGGGAGCCGGGAAGCGGGCCCGGAGAUGCGCUCCAAAGAGCGCUCAGAAUGGCGUCCAGUCUAGUUCCCAGGUGGCCGGGGCAGAGCACCGAGCGUGCGGACGGGGCAACCCAGCUCAGGCGGACCAAGGGAACCGUGGCGGUGUUCACAUUUGAGGAAGAGGACGUCACUCUGUGA
This is a messenger RNA of Klebsormidium nitens, 7119 nucleotides long. Lineage: Eukaryota; Viridiplantae; Streptophyta; Klebsormidiophyceae; Klebsormidiales; Klebsormidiaceae. The record is from the annotation of a GenBank genome assembly.